Messenger RNA from Hemicordylus capensis (graceful crag lizard), 3368 nucleotides. RefSeq names its product insulin like growth factor binding protein acid labile subunit (gene IGFALS). The record is from RefSeq and is a predicted model, not a curated record. Bases 132 to 1991 code for a protein of 619 amino acids. The transcript has 3 exons. Gene Ontology annotation, molecular function: protein binding. Lineage: Eukaryota; Metazoa; Chordata; Lepidosauria; Squamata; Cordylidae.
CAGGCAGCUGGACAAGUGUCAAAGUGUGCUUGGCUGUAUUGCUACAUUAUCAGUAGUGGGGAAAUGCAGAGAGCAGACCUGCCUUGGGAGUGCUGUGCAGAACUUUGGCUGCCACGGCUUGGCCUGCAAGCAUGAGCCUGCGGAGAGGUGACCAUUGCAAUCCCACAAAAUUGUCCAUUCAUUACAGUGCAGAGUUGGCGUUGGCAGUGGCUCUCAUCUGGGCCCUGGCAGCAGGAUCGCAGCAUCCCGAAGGAGCAGCCAAGGACCCCACCACUCCCGAAAGCCCGAAAUGCCCCAGCCCCUGCAUCUGCAACUAUGACGACAACAACGAUGAGUUGAGCAUCUACUGCAGCUCCCGGAACCUCACGGGCCUUCCCGAAGACAUGCCCCGCGGGGUCCGGUCGCUGUGGAUGGAUGGCAACAACUUGACUUCCUUACCAGCUCUUGCUUUCAGAAACCUCUCCAGCCUGGAAUUCCUCAACCUUCAGGGUAGCCAGUUGUCCAGUAUUAAACAGCAUGCCUUCCAUGGUUUGGAAGGCAUGUACACCUUGUUCUUGGCACGCAACCAGUUGAAGACUUUGACACCCAACAUCUUUCUCCACCUGCAAAACCUGGCCUCCCUCAAUCUCAACAACAACCUGUUCAGCAAGCUUGAGGAAGGUGUGUUUGCUGGGCUCUCCAACCUCUGGUACUUGAAUCUCGGGUGGAAUUCCUUGGUGGUCCUACCAGACAAAGUGUUCCAUGACCUGCCCAACCUGAGGGAGCUGGUUUUGGCUGGCAACAAACUCCAAUACCUGCAGCACCAGCUGUUCUGUAGCCUUGGUGAGCUGAGGGAACUGGACCUGAGUGGGAAUUCCCUCAAGGGUGUCAAGGCCAAUGUCUUCAUGAAGCUGCAGAAGCUGCAGAAGCUCUACCUGAAUCGGAACCAAAUCAACGCCAUUGCUCCCCAGGCCUUCAUGGGCAUGAAAUCUCUGAGAUGGCUGGACGUGUCCCACAACCGCCUGACCAUGCUGUAUGAAAACACCUUCUUGGGUCUUCUGGACCUGCACGUCUUGCGCCUUUCCAGCAAUUCCAUCGCCAGUCUGAGGCCAAGGACUUUCAAAGACCUUCAGUUCUUGGAGGAACUGCAGCUAGGAAACAACCGGCUCAGGGGCUUGCCAGAAAGGGGUUUCGACAGGCUUACCCAACUGGAAGUUCUUACCCUUAAUGAAAACCAGAUCCAGGAGAUCAGGGUGGGAGCAUUCCUUGGCCUUUCUAACGUAGCUGUAAUGAACCUGUCUGGCAAUUGCCUCAAGACCCUUCCAGACUUUGCUUUCAGGGGUCUUAGCAAGCUGCACAACCUUCACCUCGAAAACAGCUGUCUCAGCAGGAUCAGGCCCCAGAUGUUCGCUGAACUUCCCAGCCUCCGGAGACUCUUCCUGCAGCACAACGCCAUCUCCGUGAUUGAGGACCACAGUCUGAACGACCUGCAUGAACUCCGCGGCUUGGACCUAAAGCACAACCGGCUGACCAGGCUCUCUCCAAGCCACCUCACAGGGCUCGGAAAUCUAGAAUAUCUUCUCCUUUCCUCCAACCAGCUGCUGGAAAUCUCUCCAGAAGCCUUUGCCCCACUUCAACGGCUCUCUUGGCUUGACCUCUCCAACAACUGCUUGGAGAUGCUGGAUGGUGAUGCGUUGACGUCCCUUUCGAAACUGGAAUAUCUGAACGUCAAGAACAAUUCGCUCAGGACCUUCCCAGUGGGCUGGCUCAACACGUCCCCUUCGCUAGUUCACCUCUGGUUGGAAGGCAAUCAGUGGCAAUGCAAUUGUUCACUGAAAGGACUCCGAGACUUUGCUCUGCAGCAUCCCAACAUGGUCCCGCGGUAUGCGCAAUCCAUCACAGAAGGAGACGCUCUUCUGUACUUUUACAACAAUAUCACUUGCCUUAGCCCAGUGGAGCUGGCAGGACUGGACCUGCGGGAUAUCCACGAAGGCCAUUUUGCUGAUUGCUAAGGACUGCUCUUCCAUCGUGUUCUCCAAAACAUCCUGCUUUCUGGGUAGCUGGUGUUGGCAUCUAUGUCCUGGAUUCCAUGGUUUGACUUAAAUUUGUCUUUCAGAAAGGAGGGUGAUCCAACCCAUGUGAAAUUCAAGUGCUUUCUUUUCCCCUCAAUUUGAGAUGUUAUCACUUGGGGUGGGGUGCGGUGGUGGGGGAGGGAAGGUUUUGAUCAUGCUUCCUUUAAAGCAGGUAUAUUCCCAAUUUGUUUUUGAUACCUACUCUCUCUUUGGGUAUUCAGCCUCCUGUAGACCUGCAAUACCUUCUUGCUUUGCACUCCUUAGGGACUGGAGACCCACAGGCAGAACCUAAGCAGUGUAAUCCACUUGUUCAGAUCUAAUUCAUACAAGCAAACAGGCUACUCAGUGAGCACUUGGAAUGCAAUGGCAUGGAAGGUUCUCCAGUUAUUGCAAGUAGGCGGAUUGUUUGGGGAACAGGGUGCCUCCUGUUGCCUCCCUCUGUUGACCCUCUUCAGCAAAGAGCCACUCCAGUGGUGGAGGGGGCUGAUGGAGGAAGGCAGGUGAGGCGAUGAUCUUGCCACCCUGCUGGUGCUCCAAUCAUCUGCUACUUGGGGACACCAUGCAUUGGAGCCACUCUGAGAAGGCGCGCUCCUCCUCCACCUUCUUUGCAGUAGUACUGCUGCCACCUGGCACAACGCGUGCUCUGCCCUCCCACUGGGCUGGUGAUGAAAAGUGGGGAGGAAAUGUUUAAAAGGCAGUAGAGUACCGGAGAUGUUCUAUAGGGCAUCUGUGCUGCUCUACAUUUCCUGCUCCUUCCCCCUUUUCAUAACCAGCACAGCAGUGCCUGUAGGACCGGUCUGCUCAACGUCAGCCCUCCUGCAGAUGUUGGCUUACAACUCCCAUAACCCCUGGCUAUUGGCCAAUGUGGCUGGGGAUUAUGGGAGUUGUAGUCCAAAAACAGCUAGGGGGGCAAAAUUGAGCAGGCAUACUGUAGGAGGAGUGGGGGAGUGGGCACGUGCUGAGGCAGAAGGUGCCACUGCAGAGAAGGUUAAAGAGAAGACGACCCUUUCAGAGCAAUCCUUUGCUGAGCAGCAGCGGCUGCCAUCCCUCAGCAAACAUCUGCUCCCGUGGUGGAAAGGGCAGCAGUUCAUGAGCAAGCUGGGGUGGUCAGUACCAUCUGGGGGGACAAAUGCUGAUCGUGAUUUUUUGACAAGCUCUGCAUUGCUAGAGAUGGGGAACAGGUGAUAGCAUCGCAACACUUUCAGUGUGUUAUCCUGCUUUUAUUGUGGUGCCUUCAAGUCUGCAGUGGCUACAUCUGCAAUGGUGUGUUAAAAGCUUUUAAAAACACUAAAGUUUUAUAAAGUUUUAUCCAUGUCA